Musa acuminata AAA Group (dessert banana) is the source of this 1912-nucleotide messenger RNA. RefSeq lists its product as uncharacterized. Gene Ontology annotation, molecular function: UDP-N-acetylglucosamine 1-carboxyvinyltransferase activity. Gene Ontology annotation, biological process: UDP-N-acetylgalactosamine biosynthetic process. NCBI's taxonomy places the organism in Eukaryota, Viridiplantae, Streptophyta, Magnoliopsida, Zingiberales, Musaceae. Bases 376 to 1797 code for a protein of 473 amino acids. The record is from RefSeq and is a predicted model, not a curated record. The transcript is spliced from 6 exons.
AAGAUAUAAUCUUUUGGAUCAAUAUGUAUAAACCUAAAGGACGUCUGGACCAAUUGAGAGGUUGUGAAAAAUAAAUAUAUGAUUAGUAAAAAAAUUAUUUAAUAAAAUUAUAUUUUAUUAUUUUUAAAAUAAUUAUAUGAAGCAAUGGAUCGUAAAUAGAAAAAAAAAAAAGAAAAGUUGCGAAUAGCAGCAAUUUCCAGUAUAAAAAACGUACCAAACUAAAUAAGAGUUUUUUACUUGGAAAGGCCGAACAAUAAUCCCAUUAACCGAUUUCUAUGCUUGCCGCCUAAUUCGAACUUAUUUUGCCUCCAAAUCACCUUACCAUCAUUAUCAUCAUCGAGGAACUCAAACCCUAAACCACGUCGAUCCUGUCCAAUGGCGCUCCCCUUCUCCCAUUCCAUCCCCUCCCCCGUCUCCCUCCACCCAAUGCCCUCGCAUUUGGCCGCGGACGCGCCCGCCGUCCCCGUCCUCCCCCGCUCGACCGACCAACACCACCACAAGCUCGUCAUCUCGGGGGGUGGCCACCUCUCCGGCCACGUCCCCAUCAGCGGCUCCAAGAACUCCGCCCUCGCCGUGCUGGCCGGCGCCCUCUGCUGCUCCGGCGGCGCCGUGGAGGUCCGGGGCGUGCCCGACAUCUCCGACGCCCGCGCGAUGGUGGCGAUCCUCCGCUCCCUGGGGGCGCAGGUGCAGGAAAGGGGCGGCGGGGAGUUGGCGGUGGACUCCACGUCGCUGAGCUCGGCGGAGCCGGCAGCGGACGAGGUCAGGAAGAUCCGGGCGGGGUUCUUUGUGCUGGGCCCCCUGGUCGCGCGGCUUGGGGAGGCGGCAGUCGCUCUGCCGGGCGGGUGCAGCAUCGGAGCGCGCCCUGUUGAUCUCUACCUCCGUGGCCUCUCCGCUCUCGGCGCUGUCGUGGAACUCAGGCAUGGGAAAGUGCAUGUGAAGGCAGCAAAUGGCAGAGGACUCACCGGAGGACGGUUCCAUCUCGAUUACCCGAGUGUUGGCGCAAGUGAAACCCUCAUGAUGGCGGCUUCAAUGGCAGAGGGAGUGUCCGUGCUCACCAACGUAGCUCAGGAACCCGAAGUGGCAGACCUCGCUCGGUUCCUCCUCGCCUGCGGGGCGCAGAUCAAAGGGGUUGGCACUCGCACGCUUGUCAUCGACGGUAGAAGGUCGUUGCAUGGAGCUCAGUUCACCGUGAUACCGGACAGAAUAGAAACCGGCACUUUCAUGGUUGCAGCAGCAAUUACCCGAUCUUGUAUUUCGUUGUCCCCUGUCAUCCCUUGUCAUCUAACCAGCAUCAUCGACAAGCUCUCUGCGGUUGGCUGUAGGAUUUCGCAGAAGGGAGAUGGCAUUCUUGAGGUUUCAGCUGCGACGGCAACCGCCGGUGGUGAUCUUCGAGGGUUGUAUCUCAAGACAUUGGCUUAUCCAGGCUUUCCUACGGAUCUUCAACCUCAGUUCAUGGCCUUGUUGACAACCUGUGGUGGACCAAGCAUCGUUGAAGAAUCUGUUUUUGAGAACCGAAUGCACCACGUGAAGGAGUUGCAAAAGCUGGGUGCCAGAAUAGAAGUUCAUGGGAGGUCAGCCUUUGUUAAAGGGAGAACAACACAAAGGAAUGUUGCUCUUUCUGGUUCAAAAGUUGAAGCAGCUGAUUUGAGGGGUGGAGCUGCCCUGGUUCUAGCGGGAAUGGCCGCGAGAGGAGUCACAGAAGUUGUGGGUGUCCAUCAUAUCGAUAGAGGCUAUGAGAACUUUGAAGCGAAGCUUCUCAACCUGGGAGCAGAUAUAAGUAGAGAGGUGAUCUGCUAACACAAUUGUAUGUUGAGAUUUAGUAGUCAAGUAACUAAAAUUGUCAUAAUUUGUAUAACCACGACUUCCUGAUAUCUGUAAGCUACUACGACCUGUUUAACUUAGAAUCUGUUAC